CGGAACCCCAGGUUUGCGGGGUUGCCAUCCGCGGGGUUGCCGUCCCGUUAUCCAGGAUCCCCAAAUCCAGGGCGAUACAAGGAGAACCAUGUGUGUAGUACUCCGUACUAACGAUACCAACAAACUGAUAAUCCCUUCCCAUUCCAUUGCAACCCCGGGUUUGUUCUUGCUUCUUUUCCCCACCACCCUCGCAUACUGCCACGAGCGCAUGCAUCUGUCACGGUGGGUCGCAGGCAGCCUCAAAAGAUAAGCGACUUGAUUCCCGUACUUCAUUCAACGUCUCGUCACCGUCUCCCUCUAGCCCAAACGCUGUUGGAGCAUCACCAAAGAACACCAGUCCGUACCUCCCAUCGCCAAGAUGAAGAAUGAGGUGUACGAAGGGAGUCCGCUGGACACCCCGGACGAGGCCUUGGGCGGCUCCCAGAUCGUCGACGGCGUCAUCUCGCUGGAUCGCGCUGAGCAACUCCAACGCGGUCUCAAGAGUAGACACAUUCAAUUCCUGGCCCUCGGUGGCGCCAUCGGGACAGGACUUUUUGUCGGAUCCGGAGCGAUCCUCGCCAAGGUCGGCCCGGCACCGUUAUGGCUCGGCUAUGUUUCCAUGAUGAUGGUGGUCUGGAUCGUCAUGAACACCAUUGCCGAGAUGACGACAUACCUGCCCUUGAAGGGCAUCACGCUGCCCUACUUCACCAACCGCUACGUCGACAGCAGCCUCGCGUUUGCCUCGGGGUGGAACUACUGGUACGCCUAUGCCAUCUUGGUCGCGGCCGAGGCCUCGGCGGGCGCCAUCCUGCUCGAUUACUGGGACACGCCAGUCCCCGUAGGCGUGUGGAUCACCAUCAUCCUCGUAGUCUGCCUCGUCCUCAACAUCAUCGCCGUCGGGAUCUUUGGCGAAGCCGAGUUCUGGUUCGCCAGCAUCAAGUUCAUCACCAUCAUCGGACUGAUCAUCCUGGGCAUCGUCAUCAUGGCCGGCGGCGCCCCCCAGGGCGGCGCCAUAGGGUUCCAUUACUGGAACGACCCGGGCGCCUUCAAGGAGUACGUCGGGACGGGCGCGACGGGGCGCUUCACCGCCUACUGGACCGCCUUCGUCCGCGCCGGCUUCAGCUUCAUCACCUCCCCCGAGCUCAUCGGCCUCGCGGCCGGCGAGACGGUCGCGCCCCGCCGCAACAUCCCCAAGGCCGCCCGCCGCUUCCUCUACCGCCUCGCCGUCUUCUACGGCGUCAGCAGCCUGAUCAUCGGCGCCAUCGUGCCGUCCGACGAGCCGCGCCUGCUCUCGGAGAAGUCGGACGCCAGCGCCAGCCCCUGGGUCAUCGGCAUCCAGCGCGCCGGCAUCCGCGGUCUGAACCACGUCAUCAACGCCGCCAUCCUGACCUCGGCCUGGUCCGCCGGCAACGCCUUCCUCUACUCGGGCUCCCGCGUGCUCUACUCGAUGGCCGCCACCGGCCAGGCGCCCGCCUUCUUCGCCAGGACCACCCGCCGCGGCGUCCCCUACGCCGCCGUGCUCGCCACCUGGGCCGUCGGCCUGCUGGCCUACCUCAACGUCUCCCAGAACGGCGCCCAGGUCUUCCUCUGGUUCAGCAACAUCUCGACCAUCUCGGGCUUCAUCGGUUGGAUCGUCGUGCUCAUCACCUACCUGCGCUUCCGCACCGCCAUGAAGGUCCAGGGCCUGUUGCACACCCUGCCCUUCAAGACCAUCGCCCAGCCGUACGCCGCCUGGGCCACCCUCAUCCUCAUCUCGCUGCUCACCCUCACCAACGGCUUCCAGGUGUUUGCCCCCUGGAACUACGCCGACUUCCUGGCCGCCUACAUCACCCUCCCCAUCUUCCUGGCCCUCUAUCUCGGCCACAAGCUGUGGUUCCGGACGCCCAUCUGCCGCAGGGCGCGGGAGGUUGACGUCCUCACGGGCAAGAAGGAGAUGGACGAGCUUUGUGCCGACGACCGCCCGCCGGUGCCCAAGAACUUUUUGCAGAGGGUGUGGUUCUGGCUCGCGUGAGCACCUGUAUAGACUGUUUUGGCAUAGCAUUUGGCUGCCAGCGCAGCGUUUGUUAUAGAGAGUGUGUCACGAGUUGCUUGGGCGAUAGACGGAACGGACAUAACCACUGCGUAGCUAUGGUGUCACCGACUAUAACCUCCGCGAGUCGUCUUUAGCUAGACUUACACUUUAACAAGCAAGAUUUUCAGCAGACUUGGACAACACGCUAAAUAGUGUUCCGAGUAUACCCUUUGC
Molecule: messenger RNA, 2224 nt
Organism: Thermothelomyces thermophilus ATCC 42464
Lineage: Eukaryota; Fungi; Ascomycota; Sordariomycetes; Sordariales; Chaetomiaceae
Exons: 2
Coding region: 359-1990 (543 amino acids)
Biological process (GO): amino acid transmembrane transport
Cellular component (GO): membrane
Molecular function (GO): amino acid transmembrane transporter activity
Source: RefSeq, a predicted model, not a curated record